Molecule: messenger RNA, 1428 nt
Organism: Anopheles bellator
Lineage: Eukaryota; Metazoa; Arthropoda; Insecta; Diptera; Culicidae
Product: small EDRK-rich factor 2
Exons: 3
Coding region: 248-433 (61 amino acids)
Source: RefSeq, a predicted model, not a curated record
CAAUAGCAUCACAAAAAAGUGCGUAGUGGCCGUACGGAAAUUUGAUAUUUGCUCGUCGUUCGUUUAUCAUUGCCGAGGCUUCGGUUGGCAGCAAUCAAAUUAAAAUCGCGGCAAAAACCUUUACCUACCGGCGUUCGCAAGUUGAAAUUCGAAGUAGAUAUUAAACAGCACCAGUUGCCUGCGGAACAGUGUUUGGUGGCGCAGUGUUCUCGGAUCAUCUUCUUUGAAAAGGCUGCACAGCCCGAAAAUGACGCGUGGCAAUCAGCGUGAAUUGGCGCGACAGAAGAACCAGAAGAAGAAUUCUGAUAAACCAAAGCAACGGGAAGACGGGUUGUCUCAUGAACAGCGCAAGCAACGUGAUGCAGAUAUAAUGCGACAAAAGCAACAAAAGAAAGAAGGUCCGGGAGCCGGUGCUCAGGCGGUCAAAAGUUAAUGAUCGCCCUGGUGUCGGAAGCUAAAGUAGAAAUCGAAGCAAACGCGCAGCACACCUAUCGUAUAUACCGCACUCUCGCAGCAAAGCUCAGACCACAGUUAUCCUGCCGUUUCCCCGCGACACCGUCAUGACCCAAUAAUGUCUUCGCGAUCACGAUCCUAUCGGGAGGCGCGUCACAUUGUUUCCCUUGUUUUGGCAUAACGCUUUAAUAAGGGGCAUUUGAAAAGAUAAUGAAGCCACCUGCCCACUUUUUUCGAACACGUGAGCAAUAUUGCAUCAGUUGAAGCAUAGAAAUACAAAGGCAACAUUUUGUUAAAGAUUGAAUGCCACACGGCUGCUCCUUGGACAACUCAACCUGACUCUUCCCAUUCGGGCUUAGUAACACAACCUGUUGGUGCGGUUGCAGGACAACAAGUUUAUCUCUGCCGUGCUCCCAGGAGACGCCAGAGAACCACAACGAGUACGGGAUGCGUUUGCUGCGUUGCACAGUCAGCACAUUAAUGUAGAACAACAAACCGCAGCCACGGGAAACGGAAACACGUUAUUUUAGAGGAUAAGUUCAAUUUUAACUAUUAUUAUUAACGAUGCUUUAUCUCUGUGUACGGCUUUUUAUAAUUAAUUUUUGAAUGUGUUCCGGAAAAACGACACAAUAUUACGCGGCGUCGCGGCGGUAAGAGUUGCAUUAGCAGCAAGCAGCAGCACCAUUAUUGCGAAGAAGAGCCUUUUUGUCCAUAUUGCAGCAGUAAUUAUGUGUAGGAAAAGGGUCCGCCAAUCUUGUCGAUGACGUACGGGAGAAGCGGGAGGAAAGAGGACAUAAUUUCAGAGAAUACAAUGCAGUUCGACGAUGGAAAACUCAAUUGACUCAAUUUGAAAGAAACACCUCAACAGCAUCGGAGCAUCUUACGUCGCGUUGGCCGAGAGCUAUUUUCUGCUGGCUUCCUUACCUAUGCGCCAAUGUUACUGGACCGUGUGUUUGGCCAGUGUUUCGAGAUAGA